Molecule: messenger RNA, 1896 nt
Organism: Plasmodium coatneyi
Lineage: Eukaryota; Apicomplexa; Aconoidasida; Haemosporida; Plasmodiidae
Exons: 1
Coding region: 1-1896 (631 amino acids)
Source: RefSeq, a predicted model, not a curated record
AUGAGGGUUCCUCUUUCCGUGGGGCCACCCCACCUGUUGCUGCUGCGGCGGCGGUGGGCUAACAGAAUAACCGUGGUGAGGACUCUGGCCCCAUUGAAUUUCCACCCCUACAGGAAUAUCACCAGUGCACAGAACCAGCAGAGGACAAACCGAUCGGAAAAGGAGCUGGAGAAAACCAUAAAACUGGUGGAUAAAAUUUUAAAGGAAAAUAAUUUCGACGUAUUUAUGAAAGGAAUGGGCAAUGGGGGGGUCCCCAGAGUAGCAGCAAAAGAGGUAGACGCGUAUAAAUUUCUGCAUCUACUAAACAGGAUUCUGGUUCUGAGCAAAGAGGCCGACUGCUCCUCCGAUGGGAGGACAAACAUAUGGAAAUGCCCCACCUUUUUAAACCUCCUCGGUUACAUCAAGUUAAAGAUCCCAUCGUUUAACAUUCAGGAGAUGUUUCUCUUCGCCUUGUGCUUCUCAAAAAUACAGUUCAUGCCUCAGAUGCUAAUCCAUGAUUUUCUACUCACUAUACAGGAGAAACCCUACUUGCAAGGUUUCCUUGAAGCAGAUGUGAAUAAAUUUUUCCAGUUUUUUUUUAUCGUCACUAGUAUGAAGAACAUGCGGGUGGGGGAGCAGACGGAUUUAAUGUUCGCUACCUUUUCGACUAAUUUUGUAGAGGUCGUUUUGGACUUCCUUGCUGGGGCGGAUGUCACACCGUCGGAUGAAUCCACCGAAUUGAACAGUGACCUACCUGGUGACCUACCCCGCCAUUUACCCCUCGACUGCUACCACCUCCUGUGCGUCGGCCUCCACAACGCAAACGUAAGGAACGCCCCCCUCAUGCACCGAGUGGCCACAGAAAUUGUGCACCUCCUAAACGAUCAUCACACCCUCGACAAGCAAGACCAAAUCGAUGCAGCCAAGAAGCUCAUUAACAUUUACCUGGCGUAUGUUUCCCUAAGAUGUGAAAAUUAUUACCUCUAUGAAAAGCUCAAUACAUAUAUGUACAACCUUAUUGGGGAACUACCCUUAGCUAGCUGCCUAACUUUGCUGCUCUCCAUAGCGACUUUAAAGGAACAAAAAUGUUUUAACUUCCCCCUAUGUAUGCUCUCAUCGUUGGAAAAGAAUUUCUGUUGCAAGUUUUACUCACUAGAUGCAAAGGAUCUGCUUCUACUGAUUUACUUAUUCACUUACUUGAACCUGCACGUAGCUAAUACGGAUGCAUAUGUGUGUAUGUUGGACCACCUCUUUAACGUCCACAAGUUUGAAGCGUCUCAUGAAGAGGAACGAGUUAAGUUGUUUCAGAUUUAUGUGAGUCUGAUGCAGUCCUUCCCGAGUGCAGUGUCACGUGGAUUGGACUCCUUGAGGGAAAACCACACAAACAGCUACUGCGAUAAUGAAGUAGAUGUAGAAGUAGAAGUGGACGAGUCAGACCAGCGCACACGACGAACUAAGCUGCAAAACGCCUUAGAAAAGAUCCAAGCCAGCAUGCAGAUGCAACAUGAACAGAACCCACCAGAAUACGCACAGGAGUUAAAUGAAGAAGUGGAUAAUCUGCACGAAAUGUUACGCCAAAUAAGUGGAAGCACGUUCUGCAUAAAAAAUCUGAGCAAGAACAAAGUGCUACUUAACUACUACCUUAGUCAUAUCUCCUUCGAUCUUAAAAAAGAGGGAAGUCCAGAAACGGAAUCUCAAAAAGUGGUUAUCCUUUUUGACACGGAUAAGACCCACUUGUGCGAUAACUCCUUUGAUAUUUACUGUAACAUGAAGCGGAAUCAUCUAACCACGUUAAAUAUGAAGUGCUUUUCGAUUAAUCUCCACCAGUGGAGGGAGCUUUCUCCGGAAGAGCGAAGGCAGUUCAUAGCGUUUGGGUUAACACACAGGUACUUCCCCAGCGGGACUGCUUCUACGUAG